Molecule: messenger RNA, 7602 nt
Organism: Etheostoma spectabile (orangethroat darter)
Lineage: Eukaryota; Metazoa; Chordata; Actinopteri; Perciformes; Percidae
Product: caskin-2
Exons: 23
Coding region: 518-4918 (1466 amino acids)
Molecular function (GO): protein binding
Source: RefSeq, a predicted model, not a curated record
ACUUGACGCUGGCUCCUCCGUCUCGCGCUGUCCAGCCCUCGGUAACUACAGUGGAUCUGUGUUGUCCCUCACCACCUGCAGCUCGUUGUCUAAUGUCCACAACAGUGUUCCGGAGCACCAUGACAGUUGAGUGGGUGUCUGCGUGUGAUGACAGGUUGACUGCUGCGGCCUCCAGGUCAACAGAGAUGGACUAUGAACACACACUCAGCCCUGCAGCCAACUAAAUCUCUACUCGUCCUGCUGUAACUCCAGAGCCAAGAUCAGCACCAAACCGCCAGCACCCUUCAGAGACCAUGGACCCAAGCUCCAACACAGAGAGGAAAAAGAUCUCCCGGACCAGUUUACCUGGGGCGUCUUCACCAACCUCAUCUCAUGGCUUGGAUUCAGCAGCUACCUGUUAGCUUGCUGCCAAAUGUUUGCUGAAGCCGUUUGCCUGAAGGUGCAUUGAAAGACAGAAGAAGCGCUCUUGGCUGGCGACUGCGAGCGGUUUUGUGUUUCUGUGCUUUGGUCUGUGAUCAUGGGAAAAGAACAGGAUCUGCUGGUGGCCGUGAAGACUGGAGAUCUUCUGCUGGCGCAUAAACUUCUCUCCAAAGUCAAGUGCAACAAAACCAGUGAGUUGCUGGGCUCAACCAAGAGACUCAACAUCAACUACCAAGACUCAGACGGCUUCUCGGCGCUGCACCAUGCCGCUCUGACGGGCACUCCAGAGCUGCUGUCUCUUCUGCUGGAGGCCCAGGCCACGGUGGAUAUCAAGGACAUCAACGGCAUGCGUCCACUCCACUACGCAGCCUGGCAGGGGAAAGCAGACUCCGUCUUAUUGUUGCUGAGAGCCGGAGCUUCAGUCAACUCUACUUCACAUGAUGGACAGAUGCCCUUACAUCUCUCUGCUCAGUAUGGACACUACGAGGUGUCUGAGAUGUUGCUGCAGCACCAGUCAAAUCCCUGCCUGAUGAACAAGGCCAAGAAGACUCCUCUAGAUCUGACCUGCGAGUUUGGCAGACUGAAGGUGGCUCAGUUACUUCUGAGCAGUAACAUGGUGGCGGCGCUGUUAGAAGGGGAGGGGGGGCACGACAGCCUGGACCCUCCAUCCACCACCCCCCUCCACCUGGCUGCCAGGAAUGGACACAAAGACAUCAUCAAGUUGCUGCUGAAAGCUGGCAUCGACAUCAACCGGGCCACCAAAGCAGGGACGUCUCUGCACGAGGCCGCCCUCUACGGCAAGACGGAGGUAGUGCGGCUGCUGCUGGACGCGGGCAUCAAUGUGAACAUGCGCAACACAUACAAUCAGACAGCUUUGGACAUCGUCAACCAGUUCACCACCUCCACGGCCAGCAGGGAAAUCAAACAGUUGCUGAGAGAGGCAUCCAGCAAUCUGCAGGUCCGAGCGCUGAAGGACUACUGGAACCUCCAUGACCCCACUGCUCUAAACCUCAGGGCUGGAGAGCUUAUUAUGGUGGUGGAACAACACUCAGACGGCCGCUGGAAGGGUCACAUCCAUGACACCCAGCGGGGGACGGACCGCGUGGGCUUCUUUCCCCCCUCCGUGGUGGAGGUCCUCAGCAGACGAGCAGGGGGCACUCUUUCCCGCCAAGCCUCCGUGCCUUGCCAACGGCAACAAUAUGUGUCCAGAGCUCCUCCCUCAAGCCACGGCCUUGCCCCUCAGACUGAUGACUCAUACACCCUGGGCAAUGAUCCCACAGGUGCUCCACCUGACAGUCAGCUCUCCUCCCCAGCUAGUCGUGCUAGCCCCACUCAGGACAUUUGGGUCCUCCGGAGCUCUCCCACUGGUGACAGGAACAGUGUUGGGAGUGCGGGCAGCGUGGGCAGCAGCCGCAGCGCCGGGAGCGGCCAGAGCUCAGAGAGCGGCCACAAACACAACGGGAUUCCAAAUCGCCAAAACGCUGACUAUACCAAGCCGGCUCCCUCUGCUGGCGAAUCAGGAGACAACUUCCACGUGGCUGGAGCAGAGCACAGGAAACAGGCAUACGGAUCCACAGGUGGUUCCCGUCUGCAGGCCAACGGCACUCCUCUGAAAGGCUUUGUGAGGCCAGAGGAGCUUCUGCAGGGCAAGGACUCAGAGGCCAUCUACCAGUGGCUGUGUGACUUCCAGCUGGAGCAGUACACAUCCAACUUCAUCAGCGCAGGAUAUGAUGUACCCACCAUUAGCAGGAUGACCCCUGAGGACCUGACGGCCAUCGGAGUGACCAAACCAGGCCACAGAAAGAAGAUCUCAAUGGAGAUUGGCAAGCUGAGCAUCCCCGAGUGGCUGCCUGAUUACAUUCCUUCGGAGCUGGGGGAGUGGCUGAGUGUGAUCGGACUGCCUCAGUACCAGAAGAGACUGUGUGACAAUGGCUACGACUCCAUCACCAUUGUCAAAGACAUCACCUGGGAGGACCUCCAGGAGAUAGGCAUCACCAAACUGGGCCACCAGAAGAAGCUGAUGUUGGCGGUGAAGAGGCUUUGUGACCUGCAACGCUCUCGUAACCAUGCCGACAUAGCCAGAGGCGGGACUCUCCGACGGAAACCCCCCGCCGCCCUGGAACUAGUGGCAAUCGAACACAUGCCGACACACAGUGUGCACACUCACGCUCCUCCUGACGACUGCUGCCCUUCCCCUCGCACCCCUAGGGCCCUUCUCUCCUUCCAGGACAGCGAGUUGAGCGCCGAGCUGCAGAGAGCCAUGAUGGGCAGGGCCGGGGGCGGCGCUGCCGAGGCCUUCGCCAUCAGGGGCGUGGCCUCCGCAGCAGCUGUAUCUGCCAUGUCGCUCAGUCAGGAGAGCAUCAGCGUGCGGUCACGGGGAUCUGGGAAUUCUGGGAAUUCAAAUUCAGGAUAUUCUCAAGAUCACCAAGCUUCACCGUGUUCAGCCCCGAUCUCCAGCCGGUCGGAGGAGAGUCUGGGGGGUGUUGCAGGGGAGGAGGCCACGGGUGGAGGAAGCAGUCCUGCAGGUAGAGGUAGACAGAGACCCACAGAGAUGUGGGAGAGUUGCUCUGCCACCCCCAACAAACCCUUCUCACCCCUAACACCCCCGCUAACCCCCAGCAAGAUGCCUCGCUUUGCCUACCCGGCCGUCCCCCCCAAGGCCAAACAUCUCCAGUCCCCCAACCGCCUCUAUCCGCCCUCCUCCCCUUCCGCUCCGUCGCCGCUGCCUUCCCCCCCACAGAAGGCUUUCAGUUACCUCCACACACAGGCAGGAGGCGUCAACGGGGGUCCACGGGUGCUCUCCAAACCACUGCCCGGCGCUGUCCCUGUGCUGGGACCCUGGCCUGGGCAGGGCCCAGCGGAUGACGCCCAGAGGGGCCCGCACAAAAAGCGAGCCCAGAGCCUGACUCGCUACGCUCUGUCUGACGGCGAGCCGGACGACGACGAUGACGACCUCACCCCCCCCUGCACCUCCACCUCCUCCCCGGCCGUGCCCUCUUACGCCACCUUGUCCCGCAGGCCGGGACGUGGCCACACGAGCACCACGGCGACCCAGCGCCACAUCAACCGCAGCCACUCGUUCGCCGUGCGAUCCCGCCGCAAAGGCCCCCCCCCGCCACCACCCAAGAGGAUGAGCUCGGUGAGCGGCAGCCCGGCACGCCAACCGGGAAACGGGAAAGUGGGAGAGCCAGAGGUGAAGGGCGGGGUGGAGACGGAAGGCUCAGGCAGCGUGAGGAGCAUUGCAGCCAAGCUGGAGGCGGGGGGCAGCAGCAGUCCAUGCAGGAGGAUAGAUAUACCACCAACUCAUAUCGCUGUUUCACCGCUUUUCAUCCCUCUUUCCUCCCCGAUUCCACAUGGGAUGAAUCCUCACAUCGUCCUACAGCACUCCAAACCAGUCCCUGCUCUGGGCCUGGGGGGCCUGAGGAGGACAGGAAGCGAGAGGACAGAAGUGGAGACUGGCAGACAGAGAGGUGGAGGCCCAGAGGAAACCCUUGAGAAAGCAAGGAGAAGCGAAAGGAUGUCGAAGAGUGCUACUGCUUCUCCGAAGCACAGCUCCGGGGAGCACCUCCCUUUUGCUGAAGAAGGCAACCUUACCAUCAAACAGCGGCCCAGGGCGGGGGCCAACCCCCUCACAGACGCUGAAGUCAAGGCUCCUCCAGAGCCUCCAGGCCAGACGCCCAGCAGCCUGGAGCUCCCAGAGUUCAAUCUGAAAGAGUCUGACACGGUGAAAAGACGACACAAACCCAAAGACAAAGACUCGUCAACACCUGAGGAGGCCACGUCCCCCAACAGAGACUCCACCCGCCCACAGGCCAACAGUCUCCACACACCCGAUGAUGUCAGGGCGCUGAGCGAGGAUGACUCUCAGAGGCCGGGGAAUAUGUUCCAGAGAGUAGGCUCCAUGGGAAAAGGCCCCAAGCCACCAGUGUCCUCAAAACCUACCAGUCCUCUGAAACAACCGCCCAACAGCAAACCAACAACCCCCCAGAAAACAGUCUCUUCAGGACCAGCUGCACAAACAGCUAUUCCUAAACUGACCAACAUACAGAUUCACACAGUUUCUCCGAGGCUGGGCGGCAGCAUUCACACACAGAAAUGUGUAGCCAGCCACAAAGCCGUGAACCCACAGACAGAGAGUCCACAGAAAGCUGGGGCUUUGUCUGGACCGAGACUCUGUCAGCCCAGCAUGGUCUCAGCAUCAACAGCAGGACUGAACGUCACUGUGGUCCAGAGCGUUGCGUUCGCUGCUCCGGCCCCCCCAGCUCCGGCCCCUUCGUACCCCACCUCGGCAGCCGGUCUGGAGGAGCUGGCUCAGCAGAGGCUGGAGCAGACCAGUACGUCACUGGAAGCUGCUCUCAAAGUGGUGGAAAACAAACUGGCCCAGGGGGGCAGUGUGGACAGCGGCAGCAGCACGGUGAAGGCAGCAGGGAAUAUUCUAGAUGACAUCGGCAACAUGUUUGAUGACCUGGCUGACCAGCUGAACGCCAUGUUGGACUGACAUCUUGAACCCAACAUGGGCAACUAGAGUCCCGCCAGAGGGAGAUGGAGACCACGCCGCCUACACGUGAUACGCAGCAAAACCACGAGGUAGGGCCCAGAGCAGACCGAGGCGCCGGAACGUUCUGGAAUCGGUCAGCGGCAACUAGGUCAACGUUUAAAUAAUUUGAACUUUGACCUCAGAACACAGCGGCAAUGUUUGCACUGUGCCUAGCGUCGCAUGUCCAGACCUUCUUCCACAGCACUGCAGGGGAGGGUCUGGCUAGUCCACACAGAAUUCUGGGAUGGGAGAACAACCUGCUCUGGUUUAUUGACAUUUCUUUAAACCAAUCACAAUCUGCAUCCGGCUGAAUUUCCGGAGCGGUGCGGCCCAACCAGCGCUGCACCUAGUUGGGCCGCACCGCUCUCCCCCGUCGCAGAACAAUGGAACGGCCGGCACAGAGCUGGGUUACCACGGAUCACGUGUAGGCAGCUUAAAAGCAGAGACGGUCUUCAUGACAGAGACGCGCCAUGCUCAUUUGAGGAUUUCCUGCCCAACACUUCCUCAGUAUUGCCCAGGUUUUCAACGCGAGCACUUCGCCUUAGGACACACACCUGGGAAUGUAAACGGAGCGUGUGUGUUCACUAAGUUUCAUCACCAAAGGGAAUGAGGGGCCAUUUUUAUUUAUGUUAUCUGUAAAUGUAUGGAUGAGUCGAUGUUGGCGCUGUGGAUGUGUGUAGUCACAUAACAUUAUACUGAGUAUAUUUAUACUUCUAUAUGUUUGUUUUUUUAACAAAUGGACUUCCUAUUGACUGCUUAAAUCAUUCUAUACUAGCAUAACUGUGUUUUUUAUAUAAAUAUAUAGCUGCUUAUUGUCUAUAACAUGGGGAAAAUAUAUUGCUUGUUGUAGUUAACGCAGCAUAUUCCUGAUAUGAUUUGACGUGUUUUUACCAAAGUCUUUUAUUAUGGACACAAAGGAGGAGACAUUGUCCCCUCGUAGCGUUCUCAUCAGAGCAGAGACGUGUCAGCUGGCCUCAGGGUGCUGCUUCCAAACAACGGGAGACAGCGGGCGGUUCCAAAGCAUUCAGUCUGAAUAUGAUCCGUAUUUCAAACCCUGUGAAGGUGCAGAUGUAUUGGCUUGGAACCACGUGUUAGCCUGUCUGAUAGCUGCUCUGUUCUCUGCGGUUCUUUUGGAGCGUAGGUUCUACACGUCUUCAGAAAUGAACGCUACGCGUCUGAAGGCACAUGGACGUGGGGGCAGCAUGUCACGUGGCAGGCAGGUCAGCAGCUGUUCCAUACUCCAGGCCAGUGAUGAUCCGGCCCUGACCUGCCCCCCCCCAGAGGAUAUACGUUUAAUCCCCCCAGGUACAGGUAUAAACCGUGCUCUUGGUGUCCCAGCCGCUUGUCUACGUGUACGCAUUGUUCAAAGCAAGUAAAUCGGCGCCUUAUGAGAUCGGAAGUCCAGAGUGGAAUCAUGAAAGACUUUUACAUUCUUAAUCAUAAUCAACAAAUGAAAAAUAGAUGCAUUUUUUAAAACGCCAUUGUGCAUUUAAACUAUGCAUUAUGUUUAGAAAAAGUCUGCUGCCUGUAGUUUCCUUCUUUAUCGUUGACACUUGCUUCCUGCUUUGAUGAGGCAGGAGCUCUGAUUGGCCUAAAAGAAUUAUACACCAUAGUUAUGAAUGAAUUUAAUGAUUGUAAACAUUUAAAAUGUAGCUUUUAUGUUUCUUUAAAGCUAGGCAUGCUUUUCUUGGCUGUUUAGUGGUUACUAAGAUGAAAAACACAUUUCAAACCAGCGCAUUAACUCGUCCCUCAUACCACGUCAGAAACGUUGGUGUAAAACAACAAAGACAACAACUCCCAGCAUGCAGCACUACUUCAUGACAUCAUCAGAUUCCGUCUUUUGUUGUUGAGACCCGUAGGGGGGGGGGGUAAAAUAAAAGCGUUGUCUUUAAAAUGAAGAAAUCCCAAAAUGGAAACUGUACGUGUUAAAGCAGGAAGCUACAGAUCGUUUGGAGAGAGAAUAAGAGAAAAUGGAACUAUUGGUAAUCUUUUAGAUUAUUAGUUUUCAGGCAUCAUUAAAAUGAUUCCAGCACGCUCUCACAGCUCCUCUCUGGCGUUAUCGUCUUAUUCUUUUUUUUUACUGCUGCAAUGGAUUCAUUUCCCAGUGGGAAUCAAUCACUUGUUCCUGUCCCAUCAGACGUGUUACUGUGGACGUGUGGACGUGGUCGUCCCUCACAGCUAACAGACGCAUUCAGGAUCACCACUUUAUAGAAGCCAGAUCUCUCAAAGAGAUCACAAAUUGAUCUUAAUGCUUGGUUGUAUUCUUCUUUCAUAUCCCUCUCACAUUAUGCACCUUAUAGAGAGGCUUUAUUACCUUCUGGGUCCACCCCCAGUCACUGACCCAGGUCCAGACCACGCUGACUGGGUCUGGCAGCCAACGUCUUUCAAUGAGGCUGAUUAAUAAAAGCCAUCUUUAAUCCGACAUUUUUCCAUAGAAAUGCACUCUGAGUUUUUAGAACAUUCUUCCCAAACCUUUGCAGCAAGAAGAUUUAGAUAAACUGUAAAAAUUGUGGAUUUUUAAUGUUCAAGGCAUAAAGUUCAAGCACUAUUGAUUCUUUUGUUCUAUUUUGAUGGAUGUCUGUUACUUUUUAUAUUUCCAUUUGGAUUCUGUAUCAUCCUGGAAAUCAUUAAAAGGAGAAUUUGUA